This is a messenger RNA of Penicillium cataractarum, 1725 nucleotides long. RefSeq names its product putative CECR1 family adenosine deaminase. NCBI's taxonomy places the organism in Eukaryota, Fungi, Ascomycota, Eurotiomycetes, Eurotiales, Aspergillaceae. The record is from RefSeq and is a predicted model, not a curated record. The coding region runs from base 1 to 1725 and encodes 574 amino acids. Gene Ontology annotation, biological process: adenosine catabolic process; inosine biosynthetic process. Gene Ontology annotation, molecular function: adenosine deaminase activity. The transcript has 2 exons.
AUGGGAGGUGAAAAUACCCACUGGGAGCUGGAGGAAGGUCUUCCUCAGUUUGAGGAUCCUUUCAUCCAGCAGUACUUGAAGGGUCGUGACGCGUUAAUCGCCGAGGAACAAAAGAGGCGCCAUGAUGCUACUUAUCGCAAGUCCAUGUCCCCGAUUGCCGCCCGCGCUUGCAAAAUCGUCUCCCAGAUUCGGGCCCGCGAGCAGAACGAGGUGUGGACUACUGGCCUGGACGCCGAGACAGCACACCAGGCCGAUGAGAUCCUCUACCCGGGUGUAAUGUUCCACCAUGCAAAGGGCCGCAUGGAAAAGACCAAUCUGUGGAAGAUUGUUGAGAAAAUGCCCAAAGGAUCACUCUUGCAUGCUCACAUGGAUGCAAUGUUCGAUAUCGACUUCCUAAUCGAUCAAGCCUUUUCUACACCUGGUAUUCAUAUUUUGGCUCCAAAUCCACUUAUUUCACCCCGGGAUUUUGAAAAGGCGCCCGUGUUCUUCCAAUUCUCGUCGCAGUCGACUGCAGAGAGCGAGAAGAAGACGAAUAUCUGGGCCGAGGGGUAUGAGCCCUCAUCGUUGAUCCCAAUCCAGACAGCUGCCUCCUCCUUCCCUAAUGGCGGCGAGACUGGAUUCCGUGAAUGGCUUCGCAGUCGGUGUAUGCUUAUGCCCGAGCAUUCAUACCACCAUCAUCAUGGUGUCGAUGCGAUCUGGGCAAUCUUCACUACGACUUUCCCCGUCAUCAACUCGAUUCUCAUGUACGAGCCAAUCUUCCGAGCAUGCUUCCGCCGAAUGCUGGGCCAAUUAGCUGCCGAUGGCAUUCGCUAUGUGGAACUCCGUAUUGCAUUCGUCUUUGCGUGGAGGAAAGAGGGCAAGGACCAGCCGGAAGACGGUUAUGAUGACUGGUGCCGAACCGUUGAAGAAGAGGUUGAACGGUUCAAGCAGACGGAGGAAGGCAAGUCAUUCUACGACGCGCGCAUUAUCUGGACUACGAUUCGGCGAUUCGGCAAUAAAGAGAUCGUCGAGACUAUGAAGCAGUGCAUUGAGACCAAGCACGCCUUUCCCGAUCUCAUUUGUGGCUUUGAUCUAGUCGGACAGGAAGAUCUGGGAAGACCACUCAAGGAUCUGGUACCAGUUCUGUUCUGGUUCCGGAAACGCUGUGCGGAGGAAGGUGUCGAUAUUCCUUUCUUCUUCCAUGCCGGUGAAUGUCUAGGCGACGGUGACGAGACCGAUCACAAUCUCUUCGAUGCCAUUCUACUGGGGACCCGGAGAAUCGGCCACGGCUUCUCCCUCUAUAAACACCCGCUUCUGAUUGACUUGGUCAAGGAGAAGAAAAUCAUGAUCGAAUGCUGUCCCAUAUCGAACGAGAUCCUCCGCCUUGCAAGUUCCAUUAAGAGCCACCCAUUGCCAGCGUUAUUGUCCCGCGGUGUCCCCGUCUCGUUGUGCAACGAUGAUCCAGCCAUUCUCGGCCACGGGAAGAACGGGCUCACCCAUGAUUUCUGGCAAGCGCUUCAGGGUCUGCAAAAUAUUGACUUGGCCGGUCUGGCCAUGAUGGUCCAGAAUUCGAUUCGGUGGAGCUGCUAUGAGGACCAGUCAACUCCCGAGUGGAAGCACGAUGUCGAGCAGGGAAUCUUGGGUGAAGGAUUGAAGGCGGCUCGUUUGCGAGAAUGGCAUACUGAAUUUGAAAAGUUUUGCGAAUGGGUCGUUUUGGAGUUUGCGGAGUUCGACGAGGAAGAUUAG